Messenger RNA from Entelurus aequoreus (snake pipefish), 649 nucleotides. Its product is annotated as histone H1-like. NCBI's taxonomy places the organism in Eukaryota, Metazoa, Chordata, Actinopteri, Syngnathiformes, Syngnathidae. Gene Ontology annotation, biological process: nucleosome assembly. The transcript has a single exon. The record is from RefSeq and is a predicted model, not a curated record. Gene Ontology annotation, cellular component: nucleosome. Gene Ontology annotation, molecular function: structural constituent of chromatin; DNA binding. Bases 44 to 649 code for a protein of 201 amino acids.
CCUCAGUCCUUGUCAACAACAAGACAAGUCAAAGCAGGCCAUCAUGGCAGAAGUAGCACCAGCCGCACCCGCUUCGUCGAAGACGGCCAAGAAGAAGAAGAGCAGCAAGACCGUGAAGGCUGGAGUCAGCGUCUCCGAGCUGAUCACCCAGGCUGUCUCUAAGUCCAAGGAGCGUAAAGGAGUCUCUCUAGCCUACCUCAAGAACUCCCUCAACGCCGCCGGUUACGAUGUAGAGAAGAACAAGGCUCGCAUCAAGAUCGCCGUCAGGAAACUGGUGGCCAAGGAGGUCUUAUUGCAGACCAAGGGUACCGGCGCUUCCGGCUCCUUCAAGAUGAACAAGGCGUCCGAAGCCAAGCCCAAAAAGGCUCCCGCUAAGGGGAAGAGCCCCGCCAAGAAGCCCCCAGCCAAGAAAUCACCAGUGAAGAAAGUCGCAGCCAAGAAGCCAGCCGCUAAGAAGCCCGCAAAGAAGGCAACAACCCCGAAGAAGGCAGCGAAGAAGAGCGCUAAAAGCCCCGCUAAGAGCCCCGCCAAGAGCGCCAAGCCGACGGCUAGGAAAGCCCCAGCGGCCAGGAAGAGUCCUGCUGCCAAGAAGAGUCCCGCUAAGAAGGCCAGCAAGCCUAAAGCCAAGACUGCAGCCAAGAAGAAGUAA